UUCAGAGAGGUCUCAGAAACUGCAUCAGGAACUGUACUGAGUAUCCCUGGAGAACCUCAGGGACCAGAACUCUCCCCACUCCUGAGUCUGCAUGUCAUCUACAGAUACUGUGAUGAUACACCUGUAGAGGCAGGUGUGAAGGAGGAGGAGGUCCUCUCUGAUUGUAUUGUAAUAGAUUACUGUUAGAUGAAGAUCCUUUCCUGGAUUAAAGAAGAACCCAAGAUGAUGUCAACAUUGAUGACAUCACCGUGGAGGUUGGUCCACUUUAAAACCUUGGAGUUCACCUGGACAAACAGACUCUGCUGCUGGUUGAAGACAGCGAGAGACAGAAGGGGGCGGAGCUUGAGUGUGGUGUGAGUCCGCUGACAGAAAGCAGAGAUCAGAUCAGAGAGGAAGGAUGAAGGAAACAUGUCUGCUCUGUCUGAUGUUCCUGUUUUGCAGCAAAUCAAACCAAACUGGUGUGACUGUGAGUCCCAGCAGAUCUCAGUUCUUUGAAGGAGAAUCAGUGAUUCUGAACUGUGAGGACGACAGCUCUGCAGGAUGGACUCUGAGGAGGAACAUCUCAGGAGAAACCAGGACUCAGUGUGGAUCUGAGUGGGGAUCAGGAGAUGGUUUGUCCUGUAAGAUCAGCUAUCUAUUUAAAGAAGACAGUGGAGUGUACUGGUGUGAGUCCAGAGGGGGAGGAGCCAGCAGCAUGGUGGUUAACAUCAGUGUCUCUGGUGGAUCAGUGAUCCUGCAGAGUCCUGUCCUCCCUGUGAUGGAGGGUCAUGACCUCACUCUGAGCUGUCAAUCAAAGACCCCUCCCUCCAACCCCUCAGCUGCUUUCUAUAAAGAUGGCUCCCUCAUCAGGACUGAGCCUACAGGUCACAUGACCCUCCAGCAUGUUUCCAGGUCUGAUGAAGGUCUCUACAAGUGUCACAUCAGGGAUCAUGGAGAGUCUCCAUCCAGCUGGAUCUCUGUCUCAGAGAAACCAUCAACCACCUCUGCUCCUGGUUUUCCUGUUUCUCCUUGUCCUCCUUGUCCUCCUCUCCUCCAUAUCUGGUUACCUGUUCUUGGUUCUGUGGUUCUCCUGGUUUCUCUGAUUGCAAUAUUGUGGAGAUGUCUUCAGUGGAACUCUAAAGAUCCAGACUCCGUCUACUCUGUGGUGAAGUACAGCCGAACUCCAAACGGCUGCUGGACUGCAGCUGAUCCUCCAGAUUCCAGAUGAUCCUCCAGAUCUUCAAUCCCUUAACCUCUUGUGUGUUCCUGUCACG
This is a messenger RNA of Oryzias melastigma (Indian medaka), 1253 nucleotides long. RefSeq names its product protein turtle. The record is from RefSeq and is a predicted model, not a curated record. Gene Ontology annotation, molecular function: transmembrane signaling receptor activity. The coding region runs from base 398 to 1207 and encodes 269 amino acids. Gene Ontology annotation, biological process: cell surface receptor signaling pathway. The transcript has 7 exons. Lineage: Eukaryota; Metazoa; Chordata; Actinopteri; Beloniformes; Adrianichthyidae.